This is a messenger RNA of Syngnathoides biaculeatus (alligator pipefish), 2646 nucleotides long. It is a transcript of the gene pgpep1, whose product is annotated as pyroglutamyl-peptidase I. Gene Ontology annotation, cellular component: cytosol. Gene Ontology annotation, molecular function: pyroglutamyl-peptidase activity. The record is from RefSeq and is a predicted model, not a curated record. NCBI's taxonomy places the organism in Eukaryota, Metazoa, Chordata, Actinopteri, Syngnathiformes, Syngnathidae. The coding region runs from base 644 to 1264 and encodes 206 amino acids. The transcript has 5 exons. Gene Ontology annotation, biological process: proteolysis.
ACGUCAGAACUCUGAGGACAAUGCUUUACAGCUGAUCCACCGUGCUCUCCGAAGUAAAAGGAUGUAAAUUAAAAAUGUUUGGAUAUUUGAGAAACUGUUGCCUCUGUUUGUUAACUGCACGUUUGCAAUUUUAGGACAGACACCCCACGCUUCGUUUUCAUCAGCCGCAGGUAUAUAUGAAAUUGAAAAUACGCAGACGCAGAGGUCAUCUGAUCCAAGGACUUGGAAAAUGUGGUGGUGGUGGGGGGGGGGGGGACAUGCAGCUACAGUUUUCCACAAUUGUUGUGACUUGUAGACUCAUUUUGCGCAUCACUCUCGGGAAAAAAAAAACAUUUCAUUAUAGGGGUAAAAUACACCUUCACAAUGUUUGAGACAGAUACAGCCCUUUUUCUUCUUCGGUCAUCACUCUCUGAGCAAACAAUGCUUUCAAAAGUUUCACGGUGUUGCGUUGCGUUUGUCGUGCUCUCCUUCUUUCAUUAGAAUUGAUUGUAAUACCCACUUCAGUGCAGUUGGUGGCAGUGCAGGCAUGUCCGGGGGCGUCAGUUGAUUCAAGUGCGUCACAUCCGGUCCGCCACCAGUCAGAUGACAGCGCUCGGAUGGUUGUGGAGUUCCUCUCGUCCGCAUUCAAUAACAACCAACCAGGAUGGCAAAUAAUAAGAAAGUGAUUGUCACAGGCUUUGAGCCGUUUGGAGAACAUGCUGUGAACUCCAGCUGGGUGGCAGUACAGGAAUUGGAGCGUUUGGGGCUGGGUGAGGCUGUAGAUCUUUAUGUAUGUGAGGUGCCUGUGGAGUACCAGGCAGUCCAGAGUCUCCUUCCAUCGCUGUGGGAACGACACCUACCACAGUUAGUAGUCCAUGUUGGUGUGUCAGGUCUGGCAACCACAGUCACUCUGGAACAGUGCGGCCACAACAAGGGCUACAAACGCCCGGACAACUGUCGCUUCUGCCCGGCGUCGCAGUGCUGCAUGGAGGACGGGCCCGACUGUAUCAGCUCUCUGCUGGACAUGGACACGGUCUGCGAGAGGGUCAAUAACUCCGACGUAGGGGUCGCUGUGUCCGUUUCUAAGGAUGCUGGAAGAUACCUGUGCGACUACACCUACUACUCAUCUCUAUUCCUGGGUCACGGGCGCUGUGCCUUCAUCCACGUGCCUCCGCUGGGGAAACCCUACAGCAGCCAGGAGCUGGGUCGAGCCCUUCAGGCUGUCGUCCGGGAGAUGCUGACGCUCCUGGAGGCGGCGAAAGCUGAGGAGGAACAUUCACAUUAAUGACAGGGUGGCCACUUCAGAUGACUAACAUUAUCUUGUAGGUAUCAUUCCUCACAUGAUGAUGGUGUGACACUUUUAAACUACGGUGGUACCUCUACUUACGAAAUUAAGUCAUUUUGUAACGUGAAUUUUUCGUACGUAGAAGCACUUUUUACAUAUGAAUAGCAUAAUCUGUUCCAAGACCCCCCCCCCCCCGCCCAAAUAUAAGCAUUCAAAGUACAUAAUGUAAAGAAUAAUAAAAAUUAUGUUCAUUCACGUGGGACAGUGGAGCAGCUGGAAACCGUUGGCCUACAGUUCUGAGGUCGCGGGUUCAAUCCCGGACCCACCUGUGUGGAGUUUACACGUUCUCCCCGUGCCUGCGUGGGUUUCCUCCGGGCACUCCGGUUUCCUUACACAUCCCAAAAACAUGCAACAUUAAUUGGACACUCUCAAAUUGCCCCUAGGUGUGAUUGUGAGUGCGGCUGUUUGUCUCGACGUGCCCUCCAGCACUCCUCCCGACCCCUGUGAGGAUAGGCGGCUAAGAAAAUGGAUGGAUGGAUGUUUAUUUACCUUUGCCGUUGGGCGGCUAUGCAAAGAGAAAGGUGAGUGACAAGCAAAAGGCAUUGUGGGGGAUGAAGGACAUUUGAUAGCUGAGAGAAAACAUGCGUACAAAUGUACGCACGCGCACAACUCAAUUCCACCAAAGUCUAUUUUUGCCUUUCGUAACCUGAAUUUUCCCGUUACUAAAGACGUUUGUAAGUAGAGGUACCACUGUACUAGAAAAUUAUUUAUAAAAUUAAUAUUGCUUUAGGGAACAUGAAAGUGAUACUUUUAAAGCAGGGUUUACUUUGGGGCUGCUGAAGGAAGCUUCCGGGCAAGGCUCCCCGAACGUGCACCCAUUUUCUUGAAAAAUCCAGUCUUCUCAAACAUCUUUUUCCUUUAAAAAAAAAAAACUAGAAUAAACAAGAACACUGGUCUCUAGUUGUGUGCAAUACUACUAAUAAAACGCUUAAUAGCAACGCUGCUGUAAUUUUCACUCAUAGAAAAAUGUUUCUCUGCUUGCAUCAAGCCCGGUCGACCCCCCAAGAGCCACAUACCCCACUGUGAUUGGUUGGGUCGUCAGGUCCGCACACAACACUCGCCGAAAAUGGCCCCUAUGCCACCCAUUUGAGACCCCUGUCUUUAAACCUGUUGAGAGGCUUGUUUUGACAAACAUCCUUGUUUGGGUUUUUUUCGUCCACCGUUUCCAUACACUUGUUUUGCACUAUAGUUGCAUCUGACAUUAAAAGGAAAAAGUCUCUGCAAUGUUGAUUUACUGAUCUCUGGGAGAAUACUGAACAUUCAAUCAAUAAUGAUUAAUUGUUAAUGAUUAUAUGUGUAAUUAAUGCAGAAAGUGGCUGCAU